Messenger RNA from Drosophila albomicans, 2553 nucleotides. RefSeq names its product ATP-binding cassette sub-family G member 1. The transcript is spliced from 7 exons. Gene Ontology annotation, cellular component: plasma membrane. NCBI's taxonomy places the organism in Eukaryota, Metazoa, Arthropoda, Insecta, Diptera, Drosophilidae. The record is from RefSeq and is a predicted model, not a curated record. Gene Ontology annotation, molecular function: ATP binding; ATP hydrolysis activity; ABC-type transporter activity. Bases 319 to 2430 code for a protein of 703 amino acids.
UCAGUAGCGAUCGCGGCGCGAGCGUGUCAAGUACUCUAUAGAAACUCGAAAAGCAGAAUACCCGUGUUAUUAUACAAACGGGUGGAAAAUUUUCUAUAGCGACCUGAGGACGGUGGUUGAAAUACUGUGGAAAAUUGAAGGGGUGGCCAUGCAACAGUGAAGCAAAAGAAAUAAUAUUAUAAAGCCUUUAUACAAAUACAUACAUCGAAUACAUCACUAAAGAAUAUUGUGAUAUCGAGAAUAGUGCUUCAUGUGACUUAGGCUUGCAGCGUUAAUAAUAUAAAUACUAUAACUCUUGCUUGACAUAUAAAAAGCAAGAUGGUUACGAACGAGAAUAAAAAUCUAUUAAACGACAACAGAUUGGGCGUCAGUGGAAAUGGAGGCGCAGGACAAGUUAAAGCUCAGAUUGUGCCUGCACAACCCAAGACUUUGCAGCAUUUACCUAAACGACCAGCUGUAGAUUUGGCGUUCCACAAUUUGACAUACCGCGUCAAGGAGGGCAAUGGAAGCAAUUCCAAGACCAUCUUAAAGGGUGUCAGUGGACGUUUAAGGUCUGGAGAGCUCACUGCCAUAAUGGGACCUUCAGGUGCCGGAAAAAGUACUCUACUCAAUAUUUUGUCGGGAUACAAAACCACAAAUAUCGAAGGGAGUGUUACAAUGAAUGGAUCAGAGCGAAAUUUGAGUACCUUCCGUAAAUUGUCCGCAUACAUAAUGCAGGAUAAUCAGUUGCACGGGAACUUAACAGUUCAGGAAGCAAUGACAGUGGCAACGAAUUUAAAACUGAGCAAGAAGUUCACAAAGCUCGAAAAGAAUUCAAUGAUUGAUGAUAUUUUGCUAACUCUAAGCUUGAGUGAACAUCGCAACACAAUGACCCGUAAUUUGUCUGGAGGGCAGAAAAAGCGUUUGUCGAUUGCCCUGGAAUUAGUUAGCAAUCCACCAAUUAUGUUCUUUGACGAGCCUACUUCUGGUCUAGAUAGCUCCACGUGUUUCCAGUGCAUUCAUCUGCUGAAAAUGCUUGCCGCUGGCGGCCGUACUGUCAUUUGUACUAUUCAUCAGCCAUCGGCCCGACUCUUUGAAAUGUUCGAUCAACUUUAUACUCUUGCUGAUGGCCAAUGCGUGUACCAGGGAAGCACCAAGCAACUAGUGCCAUUCCUGUCCACGUUAAAUUUGGAGUGUCCCAGCUAUCAUAACCCAGCAAGUUAUGUGAUCGAAGUGUCUUGCGGAGAGCAUGGCGAUCACACUCGCAAACUGGUGGAAGCCAUCGACAAUGGCAAACGGGACAUUCGUUCAUCGGCUGAUUAUGCCGGCUUGAAGGCCCGUAAUGAUCUGGUUAAAGUGCAAAACUUGAAAGCUAUUUUGGACAAGAACGACGUGUCUAACGUGAGCGGUAGCAAGUACGAGGAAAACCUUACUUUAAACAAUGGUCUGCUUAAUGGAAUGGUUAAUGACAUUGUGAAGGAAACAAACGGAUUGGGUGGUUCAUCUGUGGUGACCACCAAUGAGAAAGGAGACGCUAUGAUCGACGUUGAGAAGACAGACAAUUGCACAACAGCUCUGCUUUCAGAGGAGAUAAUGUCACCCGAGCGUUAUCCCACGUCACAGUUCCAUCAAUUUUGGGUGGUUUUAAAGAGAACUUUACUUUUUAGUUAUCGCGAUUGGACCCUUAUGUAUUUGCGAUUGUUUGCCCAUCUGCUGGUAGGAUUCUUAAUUGGAGCUCUCUAUUACGAUAUUGGAAACGAUGGCGCAAAAGUGCUAAGUAAUUUGGGUUUUCUGUUCUUCAAUAUGUUGUUCUUGAUGUACACAUCCAUGACCAUAACAAUUUUGUCAUUCCCACUCGAAAUGCCGGUGUUGCUAAAGGAGAACUUUAAUCGCUGGUAUUCUCUAAAAUCGUACUAUUUAGCUAUAUCAGUUGCUGAUUUACCAUUCCAAGCGAUUUUCUGUGUCAUCUACGUAUCCAUAGUAUAUUACUAUACGUCACAGCCAUGGGAACUCUUCCGUUUCACAAUGUUCUUGUCUGCAUGUCUGCUGAUCUCCUUCGUGGCUCAAUCCGUUGGUCUGGUUGUCGGCGCUGCAAUGAAUGUUCAAAAUGGCGUUUUCUUGGCUCCAGUAAUGUCCGUACCAUUCCUGCUUUUCUCUGGCUUCUUCGUUUCUUUCGACGCUAUACCGGUUUAUUUACGGUGGAUCACAUAUCUCUCAUACAUUCGCUAUGGUUUCGAAGGAACGGCUUUGGCCACCUACGGAUAUGGACGUGAAAAGCUCAAAUGCUUCCAAACUUACUGUCAUUUCAAAUCUCCAAUGACUACCUUAGAGGAAUUGGACAUGGUCAAUGCAAACUUUACACUAGAUAUUGUUGCCCUAGUUGUAAUUUUUGUGGUGCUGCGAAUUUCGGCCUAUCUCUUCCUGCGCUGGAAGCUCAAGACCACUCGCUAACGAGUACAACUAAAUGUUAUUUUCGGGUUUUAAAGCUUUUCCGUGUGUAUAAGUAUCCAAAUUUAUAUUCUUUUAAUAAGAUUACAAAAUGUGUAGUUUGUGUAUAAUAGCUUAAAGUCUAAG